CUUGUUGAGAGAUGACAUAUGUAGCGCUAUGUUGACAAAUGCGGUGUUUGGCCAUUGAACCUCUCGGAUAAUUCAGGGGGAGAUGUUCCGCCGCGUGCUGGGGAAGACCUUGGGAUUUGUGGGCUACACCAUCCAGUAUGGCUGCAUUGCACACUGCGCUUUCGAGUACAUUGGAGAGAUUGUGGUGUGCUCUGGACCAUCAAUGGAGCCCACCAUCGUCAACAAAGAUGUUGUUUUCUCAGAGCGAAUGACCCGGCAUCUUUGUAAAAUACAAAAGGGUGAUAUUGUGAUUGCAAAAAGCCUAUUUGACCCCAAUAUGAAUGUAUGUAAAAGGGUCAUUGGAUUGGAAGGUGACAAAGUCUACAUGAGUGGUCCCUCAAACCUAUUCAAGACUCAGACAUAUGUGCCAAAAGGCCAUGUAUGGCUAGAAGGUGAUAACCUUGGAAAUUCUACUGACUCAAGGAGCUACGGGCCGGUUCCUUAUGCCCUCAUCCGAGGACGUGUUUGCUUGAAGACGGUCAGAUUGAAGCAGACAGUGUGUCCGACAGACACGACUAUGCAUUUGGUAUGCACACACGUGUACGGGGGAGAGGGCAGUGUUUUUCACCUCGAGAAGCCCGUCUGUCUCUUUCACAUUCCAUUAGUUCCUGGACCUACAUCAGAGGGCAGAGGGAGUGCGCAGGCAUUCCUGCAAGACGCAGAUGCCAGGAUCAAAAGUCAGACUGGCUCCUGUACGCAGCGGGGGAGGAAGACGCAGAAGUCCGAGUGUGAGCUGAUGUGGCGAGGCCCUCCCCCCUGCUGUUCCUGACGACGCCUGCUGGGAAAUUGCCCGGCGCCCUCUCCUGUAGCUUGCUGUUUCGUUGUAAUAAGCUGGUAAGGCACUGUGUGCCUCCACACACAUGCGCACGCACACACACAAACACACACGCACACCUCUGUGUGCAUUAAUUACACACACAGCUGUACGGCCCACGCCUUGCUUUCCGGGUCACUCGAGGCCUCAAAUCCAGCAAAAGGGCUAACAGAAGACACAACAACACAUAAUGAGGGUCCUCUUCAGUAAAACCUUCUUUUCACUGUCCAUCCAUCCAUCACUCACCCGCCUCUUCUACAACUGCCGUGACAUGUGCCAGAGUCUGCCUGGGGUUCCCUGAGUGACGUGUUCAAAGCCUUGGGGCGCCCACCGGGGCGCCACCACUGGGAAAGUGGAUGUUGAUGGAGAGUUUGGAGGGUGGGCCGCCCCUGUUGGUGUGGCAUGUCACCUUCGCAGCGACGCUGUCACCAACAAAUGGAGCUGUGAGUGGAACCCUGGGAAGUGGAACCUGCUGAGGUACUGUCUGAAUCAGCUUGCGGCCAGCGGCCGACUGCAGCGUCUGUUUGAUCAACAUCAGUGUGGGUGUUGGUGGUGGUGGGGGGGGUUUGUCCACAAUCGGGGAACUUACAAAUUGACCAUCCAUUGUUGACACAUAAUGGACAUUUACUGUAAGUGGUUUAACAACAUAACAUUUCCAACGAAAUGCUGCAAAAUCAUGACAGAAAAAAAUAUAUAAGGAAAAACACUGAAACUGUAUUCAAUUUAAAAUACAGUCAUAUUUUGGGAUGCAUCCGGGAUAAAAUCCAAAUAUCCACUAGCCAUUAAAAAAAUAUCUGUCAAGCCACACGGUUCCCAGAAUGCAUUGCAACAUGCACUUUUGAAUUAUUGCCGUUCAGGUGUGAUUGUGUAAUCAACAGUUUAUUGAAAAUGUGCCUUACAUUAAUGGUUGAUUCAUUUUUUUUAAACCCUGACUUUAGGUAACGUGGGGAUUUAGUGAUGUCCCUGUAAAGCCCAAGAGGGUAAUUAGUGCUAUUAUCAAGAUUCCAGAAUUCCUGAAAAGAAACUGAAUCUUUGAGCAAUUGCAGAAGGAGCUGGAAGAGCUGGUUGCCUGGAUGUGAGGGGGUCCGAGAGGAUCCUGCCUGCUCUGGACCUGGUUCGCAUUGCGUGCAAGUUCUCGAUAAACCCAUAUGAUGGAUACAUCUUGGUCCAACCGGUCAACCGAUGACACCGUCUCCACCGCCCUCCACACUGCACUCACACACCUGGAUUCUAAAGACUCAACAACUGAUCUACAAAUUGGACCAGCUGGGGCUCAACAAUCCAAUGUGCAACUGGGUGCUGGAUUUUGUGACAGGGAGACCACAUGCAGUACAGUUUGGCAGCAACAUAUGACGCACCACCACUCUGAACACGUUGGGGGGCCUUCAAAGCUGUGUGUUGAGUCCCCUCCUCUUCACACUGCUGACCUAUGACUGCACAAUGACAUUCAGCAAUCUCUUCAUCAAGUUUGUAGAGAAAACAACUAUGGUGGGCCUCAUCAGCAACGGGGAUGAGAACAACAACAAGAGUGAGGCGGACAAUCUCUGCCUAAAUGUAGGGGGGAAAAGAUUGUGUACUUCAGGAGAGCGCCUUCUCAUCAUGCUCCCCAGAACAUCAACGGCGCUCUGGUGGCGCAAGCUGAGAAGAGCCACAGGCCCUACCCCCAUCAUGUUUUCCUUCGACAGAGGGACCAUAGAAAGCAUCUGACUAACUGCCUGCACCGCAUCCUGCUGCAAGACUCUCCAUCGCAAAGUGAGUGCAGCCGAGAAGAUCAUUGGAACUUCUCCUGGCUCCCUGCAGGACAUUUACUGCACCAGCCCUCACCAGCAAACCCUCCGCACAAUGGAGGGUGCCACCUAUCAAUCGCACAGCCUCUUCAGUCUGCUACCAUCAGGGAGGAGACUGCAGAGUCCGCGGGCCAGGACUAACCAACUCAAAGAUAAUUUUAUUCAUCAGGCUGUCAAGAUUCUGAACUCCGCCUGCUCUGCUUCCUCAACCGCUUCUGUCUUCUUCCUGCCUGGAGUCUGAACUCUGACACCCCGCAAACAUGCAUGGACACACACCAGAUUCAGGGUCGCACCAGCCACUUUGGCCGCAUUGGGAUUUUGUAUUCAAUUAAUACAUUUUAUACUGUGUAUACCAUAGUUUUAUCUUUUUACUUUGUAUAUUGAUGUUACUAUUUGUACUUCUGUAGCACUGCGGGGCCCUGGAGUACUGUAAUUUCAACCCUCUGUAUGUGCUACACAGAGAAGAAUUGACAAUAAAAGGACUUUG
Messenger RNA from Syngnathoides biaculeatus (alligator pipefish), 3127 nucleotides. RefSeq names its product inner mitochondrial membrane peptidase subunit 1 (gene immp1l). Gene Ontology annotation, molecular function: serine-type endopeptidase activity. NCBI's taxonomy places the organism in Eukaryota, Metazoa, Chordata, Actinopteri, Syngnathiformes, Syngnathidae. The record is from RefSeq and is a predicted model, not a curated record. Bases 83 to 808 code for a protein of 241 amino acids. The transcript has 9 exons. Gene Ontology annotation, cellular component: membrane; mitochondrial inner membrane peptidase complex.